AUGCAUAACGCCUGCUGUUUCCCCUCCCCCCUUUUGUUUUUCUGCUUCCAUGACGUAGCAAAUCCUCAGGGCGAUGGGACAUGCAGUCCAGCUCGAAAUGCAACGACCGCAAAAGAGUCUCCCAAGUUCUUUUGCCCUGGACAGGGACGGUGGGGAGAAAGGGGAGAAAUGGGAGGUGGUGGGGGAAGAGCUAGGGAGAAAGGGGAAGGUGCUAGGAAGAAAGAGGAAGAUGAUAGGGAGAAAGAGGACGAUGACAGGGAGAAAGGGGAAGAUGAUAAGGAGAAAGAAGAAGGUGUUAGGGAGAAAGAGGAAGAUGAUAGGGAUAAAGAGGAAGAUGAUAGGGAGAAAGAGGAAGAUGAUAGGGAGAAAGAGGACGAUGACAGGGAGAAAGGGGAAGAUGAUAAGGAGAAAGAAGAAGGUGUUAGGGAGAAAGAGGAAGAUGAUAGGGAGAAAGAGGAAGAUGAUAAGGAGAAAGAGGUAGAUGAGAGGGAGAAAGAGGAAUAUGACAGGGAGAAAGGGGAAGAUGAUAGGGAGAAAGAAGAAGGUGUUAGGGAGAAAGAAGAAGGUGUUAGGGAGGAAGAGGAAGAUGACAGGGAGAAAGGGGACGAUGAUAGGGAGAAAGAGGUAGGUGAGAGGGAGAAAGAGGAAUAUGAUAGGGAGAUAGAGGAAGAUGAUAAGGAGAAAGAUGACGAUGAUAGGGAGAAAGAGGUAGGUGAGAUGGGGAAAGGAGAAGAUGAUAAGGAGAAAGGGGAUGGUGCUAGGAAGAAAGACGAAAGGGCUAUGGAGAAAGGGGGAUACGAUGUUAGGGAAAAGAGGGGGAAAGUACUAGGAAUAAGGGAGAAAGUGCUAGGGAGAAAGGAGGAAGAUAAUGGGGAGAUGGAGGAGAUGAUGGGGAGAAAGAGGCAGAUUAUGUAA
Molecule: messenger RNA, 915 nt
Organism: Macrobrachium nipponense
Lineage: Eukaryota; Metazoa; Arthropoda; Malacostraca; Decapoda; Palaemonidae
Product: cilia- and flagella-associated protein 251-like
Exons: 2
Coding region: 1-915 (304 amino acids)
Source: RefSeq, a predicted model, not a curated record